Molecule: messenger RNA, 1250 nt
Organism: Exophiala viscosa
Lineage: Eukaryota; Fungi; Ascomycota; Eurotiomycetes; Chaetothyriales; Herpotrichiellaceae
Product: alpha/beta hydrolase
Exons: 2
Coding region: 84-1031 (315 amino acids)
Cellular component (GO): mitochondrion
Molecular function (GO): carboxylic ester hydrolase activity
Source: RefSeq, a predicted model, not a curated record
AAUAUUAUACCCAAACUCUCCAUUGCAGCUACACCUCCACGAGCAAGAUCUUCAUAAGACAGCACCUCUUGCAAGUCCUGGCAAUGCGGCGCCUACGCGUUACAUAUGCGCAACCAUUUCGCCGGCCAUUCUCCACGACCAAUACCUGCCGCGAUGUCGUCGACCUGGCAUUCCACCGACACGACCCUCCCGAGCAAGCCAACAAGGGACCAUCGAUAAUCCUCAUGCACGGCCUCUUCGGCUCCCAGCGUAACAAUCGCACGAUGAGUAAAGUCCUAGCCAAAGACCUCUCCCGGCCUGUUUACACCCUCGACCUACGCAACCAUGGCGAAAGCCCGCACUCCCCCGUGCACGACUACACAAGCAUGGCCGAGGAUGUCGAGCACUUGCUUUCCGCACAAUCGAUCUCUAAACCCACACUAAUAGGCCACUCGAUGGGCGCAAAAGUCGCCAUGACAAUGGCCCUGCGCUCCCCCUCAAAAUACUCAGCGCUGAUCCCAGUGGACAACGCACCCGUCGACGCUGCCCUCAAAAGCGACUUCGGCACAUACGUCAAAGCGAUGCGUGAAAUCGAGGAGCAUAAACCCCCAGUCGCCAAACAGAGCGAGGCCGACAAGAUUCUGGCAAAGUACGAAUCCGACACAGCGAUCCGUCAAUUUCUCCUGACCAACUUGGUCAAAACGACACCUGGUGGUGCCGAACACCAGCAUAAGCACGGUGAACACAGACAUCCUCAAAAGACGGAGUUGAGAUGGCGUAUACCGCUGCACACUUUGGCCAAGAGCUUGCCUGCGAUGGCGGAUUUCCCGUUCAAAGAUCCAGACGAGGCGAGGUUCGAGGGGCCCACGUUAAUUGUGCGAGGGACGAAAUCUCACUAUGUCGCGGACGAUACGCUGCCUUUGAUCGGACGGUUCUUUCCUCAGUUCGAGGUGCUGGACUGUGAUUGUGGGCAUUGGGUUAUGAGUGAGAAGUUUGAGGAGUUUAGGAAGGGUGUUGUUGAGUGGAUCACGAGGGUAGUUGAUGAACGAUGAGCGCUUUACAAAGCCCAAUAGACCUAGAAGGAAGGAGAUUCGUAUAGACAACAUCUAGACCAGUCUCAUGCUGGACGGACAUGAUAGACGGUCCUUUCGUAAGCCGGCUGCAAUGCUCGUGCUAGAUGGACAAUAUAGGCGAUCCUCUUACGAGGCUGUCCUUCGCCAGGCACUUUUUUCCCCGAAUAGAACAAGAACGUCGGUAAGGAAAAAGGGUAA